AUGGCGGGCGAGAGGAGAGAGACCAGCAGGGGGCGAAGGCAGAGCGACAGGCGGGAGCGGGGCGGGGAGCGCGAGGGGGGGGGGGGCAGCAGCAGACAGCUGCAGCACGCCGCAGCUUGGCGCGCCGCUGCCCCGCCCAACGGCGCUGGCGCGGCCGCGAUGUGCGCCGCCGCGGUGCCGCGGCCGGGCCCCCGGCGAACGCCCUCGCCCGCCUCGUCGCGCCGCGCCCCGGGGGCGGGCGCCCCCGCCGCCGCAGAGCCCGCGGCGGGCGACGGCCGGCCGGGGCGGUGGGCCGCCCGGGCCCGCGCGCGGCGCGCCCACGACGCCCCCGGCGCCGCGGCUGCGCAGCCGGCGCACGGGCUGCCCGCGGCGCUUCGACAGGCGGCACGGAGCGGCAGCCCGGCGGCGCGGCGCCGCGCGGUCUCGCCGGGCGGCGCGGGGUGCGCCCCGGCCGCGCAGAGCGGCAGCGCCCUGGGAGCGGCGCCCGCCACCGCGCGGUCCGCGCCCGUGACGGCGCGGCCCGGGUCGCGGGGCGGCUUGAAGGCUCAGGCGCGCCCAGCACCGGGGGCGCCAGCGGCAGGGCGCGACGGGUGCUCGAGGCCGGCUUCGGGCAGGCGCGUUCGGCUGCCGCACUCGGGAUGGAGCUACCGGGACCAGGCGCUCACCACCGUGGCGGGGCUGUGGGAUCUGCUAAGGUCGAGCUGGAGCCACAGGAUCCUCGACAUGGCGAUACUUUUCGCCGAUCUCAAGGACACGGGCGUCGACGCCGCGCUCAGGGAGGCGGUUCCGAUGCGCAUCGGCGGAGCCGAGGGUGCCGAGGACCUGUCACCUGGAGAGGUGGCGCAUCUGAGCGCCUGGCUUCUAGACAACCCCGAGCUCGAGGAGGAGCUCGUCCGCGAGAGGCUCCGGCCAGUGAGGGACGCUUGCCGCCAGGUUGGCCAGUUCAGGCGCGAACUGCACAAGUGCACCUGGGGGAUCGACCUCGACGCCAAGCUCAACGCACGCGUCUUCCAGAGGCUCCUGGACACAAUCGCGCUGCUUACCCGCAUUGACCUGGAGUACCUGGUCUCGCACGCGGCCUGGCUGAAGUGCAGGCAGUUCGAGAUGACGGACACCCUGGUGGCGCUGGUGAUGGAGCGCUGCGCGGCCAAGGGCCAGAGGCCGGCGAAGCCGGCGAUGGCCGGGCGGCCAGAGAGGCAGAUGCGGGCGAAGCUGGCGGCGCCUGCAGCGGCCGACGCGCGCUGGUCGCGCCUCGUCGACGAGGGCGGUGCCGACGCUUCCGGCCAGGUGGUUCAGGACCCCUUCCCGGACCUGGCGUUGGUCUCGGAACCCUUUGUCCUGGCCGACUUCAUCACGAUGUGCCGGAGCGGGGCCCUCACGGAUCCGCGCCGGAAGGAGGGCCUGAGCACGGAGGAGCUCCAGCUGCUCUUCCUGCACCUGCACCGGCGCGUGCCGGAGCUCUUCCGCUCCCGGGCGGAGGUCCGAGGCGACCGCACCCUCUCGACGGGAUGGGCCACUCGCGUGAAGUCGGGCUCCGAGUCCGCCUGCCUCGUCGGCCGGACGAUGUUCGAGGAGCUGGUGAGCGAGCUGGCGCGGUCACCCCCUCUUGUCUACAUGUUCCCCAGCCCACUGAAGAUGGUGGUUCACAUGCUGAAGAGCGUGGCGGCGCACUACGCGCUGGACGAGCCUCCUCGACAAGCAGCGACGUGA
Prorocentrum cordatum is the source of this 1710-nucleotide messenger RNA. Lineage: Eukaryota; Dinophyceae; Prorocentrales; Prorocentraceae. The record is from the annotation of a GenBank genome assembly.